GUCAUAGAUGCCCUAAUUCUUAGUGAUGGCAGAGCAGGAACCUGCUGAGGCUGCCAAGAGGAGGAAGGACUCGAUAUUGUGCAGUCUUGUACCACAGCGUUGCCAUCAUCACUUUUUGACUAAUAACUUCCGUGUCAAUCCGUUUGUGCUCAUCAAGAAGCACAUGUUCAUUUUCAAGAAAUUCUUUUCAGAGCCAUCUACUGAUGCGGUCGCCGGCUAUAGCUUGUCGUUCGCAGUGAAUCUAAGCAUUAGGAGACUCAGGCCCGGUGAAGACCGAGCCUUUGCAGGCACUAGUACGCUUGGCGCAGGAACGAGCAACUGUCGUUCUGAAGAUGUUGCUCGACUUGAAGAUGAAAUCAGAGAUCUGGAACAGCGCUACAGGAGCAAGGUUGAUGAAUUGUCACGACUUCGAUAA
Cylicocyclus nassatus is the source of this 415-nucleotide messenger RNA. NCBI's taxonomy places the organism in Eukaryota, Metazoa, Nematoda, Chromadorea, Rhabditida, Strongylidae. The record is from the annotation of a GenBank genome assembly.